Eleginops maclovinus (Patagonian blennie) is the source of this 851-nucleotide messenger RNA. Its product is annotated as interleukin-8-like. The transcript is spliced from 4 exons. Gene Ontology annotation, molecular function: chemokine activity. Lineage: Eukaryota; Metazoa; Chordata; Actinopteri; Perciformes; Eleginopidae. Bases 208 to 507 code for a protein of 99 amino acids. The record is from RefSeq and is a predicted model, not a curated record. Gene Ontology annotation, biological process: chemotaxis; immune response; defense response. Gene Ontology annotation, cellular component: extracellular region.
CUCCUCAGCGCUAGAUUCAAAGAGCAGAGCAAGAAAGGUGAACAAGAAUAAGGAAAAGCAAAGGAGAGAAAGAACUAAAUAGGAGAAGAAAAAUUCAUUAGAAUAAAAAGAUCCUUCUUCACUUUUACCUUCAAGCUUCAUCAGACGGCUUUCUGAAAGACUUUCAAAUCUUUAUUGUUAAUUGUUGCAGAAUUAAAUAAAGGAAAAAUGACGAGCAGCAGAGUCAUUGCCAUCUCUAUUGUGGUACUCCUGGCCUUCCUGGCCGCCAGUGAAGGGAUGACUCUGAGAAGUCUGGGAGUGGAGCUGCACUGCCGCUGCAUCGAGACAGAGAGCAAACCCAUCGGCCGUCACAUUGAGAAGGUGGAGCUGAUUCCAGCCAACUCUCACUGUGAAGAGACUGAGAUCAUUGCUACUCUGAAAAAGACAGGCCAAGAGGUUUGCCUUAACCCCAACGCUCCCUGGGUGAAGAAAGUGAUUAACAAGAUCAUGUCCAACAAACAACGCUGAACAGACUGGGAGAGAUCAGCCUAAAGACAAAUGAGAAGUUACAAAAAAGUAUUUGUUGUCAUCACAGUUACCUCCUUUUAACAACAAAGUGCCUCUGAAUGUCCAGAUCAGGUGUUAAAUGACAACAGAAUGUAGCCACUAAGGAUAUGUUUGCAUCAAACAUGUUAUUUAUUACCCAGUCUGGGAUUGUUUGUUUAAGAGUUGGCUGCAUAUCUGUUGUUUCCUAUAUAAAUUAUAUUUGUGAACAUAUUUAUUGAUGUAUUUAUGGAAUGUUAAUGUAUUUUCAGUUGUGUAGCUCUGCUAACAACCAAUUGAGUAAUUAAAUACUUAUAAAUGUAAUGAAA